GGAAAGUGGGGGCGGAAGAAGAUUUGGAUGGAGGCAGCAGGCUUAUCUUCUCCUUUAUUUUAAAAUUGUAUGCGAUCUUGACUAAACCAGAGGGCAAAGUGGGGGCCAUGUCGUAUAAAAGAAGAUAAUAGCGAAUCUAAGCUGUAGCUUUAAAAAAUUCGCGCCACUUACACUUAUCCCUCUAAGUUUAUCCUGUGACAUCACCCAUUGGACCCCAUAAGCCCUUCAUGGUACCUUCCACUCUCUGUAACGCAUCAUACUAUUUAACUAACAAAUUUUCUUUACAUUACCACCAAGUUUUUGCAAGCUCUUUCUCUUUACAGGUCUUCUUCAUUGAACAGAUGGUCAUUGAACUUUAGGGCACCAAGUUGAGGUCUUUCCUUGCACGAUAAGUCAGAUGUGUUGCCAUUUCAGAGACACCCAAUUCAAUUGAAAUGAAGCAAUUGGUAUUUAUCAGUUUGUUUUUGUGAUCGAGGGUUAGGAGGCAGGGGUGAGAUCGUGGGUUUUAACAAUCCUGAAACGUAUGGUGGAUUGCAAGGCCAAGUCGACCUGUGCCUGGAGGUGUAUCACAGAGAAUGGAUGCUUCGUCCCCAAUGAAUCCACCAAACAGCCAUGGGACCAUGGAUGAAUCCUCUGAUUCGGACUCCUCUUUGAUUUCCUUUUCUUCAUGCGCCUCUGAUGACAUUGAUGACUCCUUUUCCUCCACCUCUUCUGAUGGGCCUCUCUAUGAAAUGGAUUCUCUCAGAGCCAACCUUCCUUUCAACUGCAAAUUCCUGUUGGAUUGUUGGCCGACGGGCGAGUCGGUAGUUGAGGUGUUGCCUUUGGUGAGCUACGGAGGGGGCUGUCCAAGUUUUUCGCCGGGAAAUCUCAGUCGUUUACAUCUUUAUCAGAGGUGAAAUGUUUGAAUGAUCUAGUGAAGCCCGAAAAUCCCUACAAAAAGAAGAUGAAGAGUUCCCAUAGUUAUGGUGGUCUCCUCAAUUGCCAGUCUUACCCACCCCAGAACGCAUCCCGAUGCAUUAAAAAGAAGCCUCACAAGGGCAAUUCCACAUCCCCUAAUAAGGGCAGUUUGAUUCCCAAUAACAGGCCCCCUGUUACUCCUCUGAGGAACAGAUAAGAUGAGAAAGCAAUCUUUAGUUGGCUGGUCUAAUAGUAUCUCACUUGUUACAAGAGGAUACUUAACCAAGCUCUUCUUUCAGUAAUUUUCUUAGCCCUUUUCUGUUGAGAGAGAAGGAAAUGCUUCAAGGCAGUCGAUGUGAAUGUAUAUAAUUUAACUGUGUACAAAAAAGGCAGAUACACUAAUUUUCUGUAUGGCAAUGCUUAUAACAAUAGAGGGAUGGAGCAAUUCAAGACAUAUGGAACAAAGGCUGCUAAAAUGGGAAAAAGCAAGAGGUUACCUGUGCUAAUUACACUACUUUUUAAGGAUCUUGUUGCCAAACAACAGAAAAAGCUCCACCACGGUUGUGAUGACAUGGGAAACAUUUGUUGGCUGCAUAAAUUAUACCCAUAGGUAUUUAGUAUUGUAAAGAAAUAAAUCACAAGUUUUGCAGAGUUUGGACUGAAAUUAUUUAAAAUAGAUGGUAUAGAUUUUAAAUGAUAAAAUACUGGUUCUUGGUUCU
Messenger RNA from Cryptomeria japonica (Japanese cedar), 1616 nucleotides. Its product is annotated as protein OXIDATIVE STRESS 3. The transcript is spliced from 3 exons. NCBI's taxonomy places the organism in Eukaryota, Viridiplantae, Streptophyta, Pinopsida, Cupressales, Cupressaceae. The coding region runs from base 576 to 896 and encodes 106 amino acids. The record is from RefSeq and is a predicted model, not a curated record.